This is a messenger RNA of Phytophthora nicotianae INRA-310, 168 nucleotides long. RefSeq lists its product as hypothetical. The transcript has a single exon. The coding region runs from base 1 to 168 and encodes 55 amino acids. Lineage: Eukaryota; Oomycota; Peronosporomycetes; Peronosporales; Peronosporaceae. The record is from RefSeq and is a predicted model, not a curated record.
AUGCCGUGCUCCUGCCCCACCAGAUCAACCAGGGUGCGAGUUUCAACCCGGAUCUGGUCUACGAGGUUGGACGCAUCACUUCUCGCGACAGCGAAGCUGCAGGCGCGAGCUGGAUAUUCAGUCCAAUUCUGGAUAUCUCACAGAACUCUCUAUGGGCUCGCACCUUAG